ACGAUGUUGGAACUCAUUUUCGUCUUAUGUUUCCUCGGGAACUGUUUUGGAGAAGAUGCACAUCUUAUAGUUGAAACUUCUCUGGGAAAAAUUAGAGGUCAUUACAAGAAAACGUUCCUUGGAAACUUUUACCGAGCCUUUGAAGGAGUUCCAUACGCGGAACCGCCGCUAGGAGCGCUGAGGUUCCGGGAUCCGGAACCAAUUCGUCCAUGGUCUGGAACUUUGUUCGCGGGAAGAAUUGAAGGCAAUUGCAUGGCGUAUUUGCACGAAAAAAUGGCUGUUAAUGGUGACCGAGUCGAGGGAACUGAAGACUGUCUGUAUUUGAACAUCUACACGCCGGAGAACAAGACAAUGUCAAGAAUGCUUCCUGUUUUGUUCUACAUGCAUGGAGGAUCUUUCCAGUUUGGAACCGGGAAUCGAGCAGAGUCUCGCUACAUCAUGAAUCGCGAUGUAGUUUUUGUUAGUGUUAAUUAUCGACUUGGGCCUUUUGGAUUUUUGAGCACUGAAGACGAAGUAGUUCCUGGGAACAUGGGUCUUAAGGAUCAGAGUUUGGCCAUAAAAUGGGUGAAAAAUCACAUAGAAGCUUUCGGUGGCGACCCCAAUCGAAUAACUCUUGUCGGAUUGAGCGCAGGUGGCGCUAGUGUACAGUACCACUAUUUAUCACCAAUGAGCCGAGGACUUUUUCAUGCUGGAAUAUCAAUCAGCGGCACAGCGCUGGAUUGUUGGGCACAAACCGAAAACUCUCUUGAGAAAUCAAAAAAAUUAGCCUCAAUCUUGGGCUGUCCUACAACGAACACUUCAUCAAUGGUCGAGUGCUUAAGAACGCGGCCUGGCAAAGGGAUUUCUCAAGCAGUUGGGGAAUUCCAGCCCUGGCUCUUCAACCCACUUACGGCAUUCGGGCCAGUCAUCGAGCGGAAAUCCCCGAAAGCGUUUAUCAACCGUCCGCCGGUAGAAAUAAUAAUCAACGGAGAUGUUGCUGAUCUUCCUUGGAUGACAACUUUGGUUAGCGAAGAAGGACUUUAUCCCGGAGCAGAGUUUGCUGGAGAUGAAGAACUGAUGAAGGAGCUUGACAGUAACUGGAACAGGAUCAUUCCUUAUCUUCUGGAGUUCAACUUUACUGUUCCAGUGUCUGAGCACCAAGAAGUGGCUCAGAAGAUCCGGGAGUAUUAUCUGGGCAGCAGGAAAGUCGAUAAAAAGAGUAUUAUGUCGGUGAUUCAUAUGGUUGGUGAUCGGCUGUUUGCGGUAGAUGCCGAAAAAGCUGCAAGGAUGAUGGCGGAGGCUAACAAGAGCCCAGUUUGGUUUUCUCUUUAUUCUUUCCGCAAGCCUGACAGUUUGUCAGAUUUAUUUAUUCCUUCCAAACCUAACUUGGGUGUCAGUCAUGCUGAUGAUCUCCGUUUGGUACUGAAUGAUCCUCGGCGUCCGGAGAUUACUGAUGGAAAAUCUCUUGCCAUGCAGAAGGUCUUGCUGGACAUUUGGAUCUCUUUUGCUACAGACGGAAUCCCCAAGGCGAACACUCGAUGGACAACAGUCGAUCCAACCUCAAAGUUGCUUAAUUAUCUCCAUAUUUACGGGCUGACCGACAUUCAAAUGGAGAUGCAGUCAGACUUUGGUCAAAAAUUAUUUUGGGAGACUAUUAAUUUUAAUGAAAAUUUAAUAAGUCAAUUUAAGGUUUUAUAA
Cotesia congregata is the source of this 1677-nucleotide messenger RNA. Lineage: Eukaryota; Metazoa; Arthropoda; Insecta; Hymenoptera; Braconidae. The record is from the annotation of a GenBank genome assembly.